Caenorhabditis bovis is the source of this 5361-nucleotide messenger RNA. The record is from the annotation of a GenBank genome assembly. NCBI's taxonomy places the organism in Eukaryota, Metazoa, Nematoda, Chromadorea, Rhabditida, Rhabditidae.
AUGGUUUACGGCGAAUUUGUGCAUAUUCUUGAUUACUACCUAAGGCAGCUUCGCGAAUACUCGCGACAGCAGGUGCUGCUCAAAGAGCACGAUCAACGACAACGACCGUGGUUUCGAUCGUCAGCGUCGCCGUCGAAAAAGGCGAACGGUUGGGAUGCGUUGAGGCGGAUCGAGGAGCAGACGCAGUCCGAGCCGCCGCCACCACAACCACCACCGCCAUCGUCGUAUUUGCGGCCAUCGAGUAGUUCGGAGGGUCGCGAUCCGAUUUGGCUUCAACGGUGUCUCGCGUCGCCCGCCGAGCGCAACAUGCUGACGACGUCGUUUGUGAGCAGCAGCGGCGAUUCGGGCAUUUGCGACGAGAUGCCGUACAUCGAUGACGACGACAUGAUGCCGAUUAUUGUGCCGGCGCGGCCGCCGAAUCGCGGCUACAUUCGGCACGGCCGAUCGGUUCGCGAUUAUUUGCGAUCGUGGUGGACUGACACAUUAACCAAGAAGAUUCACGAUCUUGCGAAUGAAGCCAUCGAGCUGCUAUGGAGGUUCUUCGAGGUGUUCGUCACCAAAAUUGUCUUCAUUAUCAUUGCCAUAUUUGUCGCGUUUAGUAUCAAUGCCUUAUACAUUCCAUUAGUCAUUUUAUUAUCAUUGGCGAUAUCGCUGCCGUCGGCCGCUGACGGCAUAUUCUCAUUGCUCAUGUGCUGCUAUUUGUUCCUUGUCGCUCUCACCAAAAUGAUCUAUCAGCUGCCGGUUGUGCCGGAACUCGCGACCAUUCAUGGAGGUGCCGACAAUUGUACGGCGGCGAUGAACAACACGAUGGCGAAAUGGUUCGGUUUGGAGAAGGAGCCGUUCACGACGCCGUUCGCAAUGCUAAUGGGCGUCAUCGUCUCGGUGAUCGCUUUGGCGUUCCAAUCGAUUGUGAUCUACCGCCAACGCAAUUAUCGCAGCAGCCAUGGGUUGUCGGACUCGAAUUCGUCUCGCGUGUUCCCCGACUUUCAUCCAUCGCAUUACGACAAAACGUUGGUGAACGCGCUCAAAUUUGCCAUCGAUUAUGGAUUCUACAAAUUUGGGUUUGAGAUUUGCAUUAUCGCAAUGGGAAUCGAUGCGUGGAUUCGAAUGGACACACUCGGCGCGAUUCAGUGCCUCUGGAUUGUGGUGUUCGCGAUGAGUUCGAGAACGGUUUGUCGUGGCAUUUGGUACAUCUAUGUGGUGUAUAUGUCGAUUUUGUACCCGCUUCAAUUUAUAUUGUACGUCGGACUGCCGCCGGAUGCGUGUAUUGAAUAUCCAUGGACGAAUUUGUUGUCGUGGCUCUCGGCGACGGCGAAUCGCAAUUUGACGGCGAUAUUGGGAUUGCCGACGUACAAUAUGCCGUGGCCGCCCGCCUAUUUGAUCAUCGACUUUUUUGUGCUUCUACUGGCCUCGUGUCAGUUGUCGGUGUUCCGAAACGAGGGCGACGACAAUGAGACGAUCUACAGCGAUGGCUUCUACAACAUCAAAGCCGACAAUCCGAAGCACGACUUUUUGUCGUGCAAAAAGAGCGCGGUCGAUUAUCUCAAAACGAUCAUAUUCCAUUAUGGGCAUUGGAUAACGUUGGUGGCGACGCUCGCCGCGGGAAUUGCCGGAACAUCGUUGUUCGCUCUUGGCUACAUCGUCAUCACCCUUUGGCUUCUUUGGCAAGGCAACAAUUUGUAUGUGAUGAAUGCCCGAUCGCACUCUUUCGAGAAGACGCUGAAGCGAUGGAAUAUGCUGCUGGUGUACACAUUGUUCACGAUCACCGCCAAAGUUGUGCUCCAGAUAUUCGGCUGUGUGUUCCUCAGCGUUUUCGACGAGAGCCGACCGCCGUGGGGACGAAUUCUAUGCGUGACGCGACAAUUGUUCAGCAUCUCAUGCGUGAAUCCGAUCUGCGAUCGUCUCACCGAGCUCUACGACUUCGAGAAGCGAUGCACCGUCGAGGAGAAGGAGGCGCGCAUCGGCUACGACGUCAUCGCGUUGGCGUUUUUGAUAUUCCAGCGGCGCAUCUUCCAUUCGUGGUACUUCCAGCAUUGUAUGAUGGAAUAUAGAUGUGAGGUGAUUCUGGCGAGCAGAGGUGCGAUUCUCAAGAAUCAGUUGGUUGAGAAGGAGAUGAAGGAGCAGAAUGAGCAGCAGAAGGCGAAAUUCAAUGAGAUUCGCCGACGGACGGAAGCGAUUCGCGAGAGGUACCAGAAGCAGAUUGAAAAUGGAAUGGAAGCGGCACUCGAGCCAAAGACGUAUGGAACAGCGAAACGCGGCGGCGACUAUUACAUGUUCAAAUAUGAUCCGGAGAACGAUGAUCUCGUCGAGCCGAUCGAGAGCUUCGUGCCGGAAAUGGAUCCGACCGACAUCGAGUACAAUCGGCUCGAUCCUGGACAAAUUAUGUACGCGGCGACGGCGCACGAUUUGGAUCUCGCCAAAACGGUGGCGCAAGUCAAAAAGGGCGAUCAGAUCAAGGACGCCGACGAUCGAGCGCUGGUGGCGGUCUCCGAGCCCGACAUGGGUCGCAUGAAGGGCGGCGGCGACGACGACGACGAGCUCGACAUUGAUGUGCCCGAGCCGGAGCCGGAAUCGAAACUCGAGGCGGCCAUCAAGUUUGUUCAGAAGAUGACGUCGUCGGCGCUCGACAUGGCCAGCGUUCUCAUGAAUCGAUUGUGUCGAGAGCAUCGCUACGUCAGCUAUGUACUCAAUAAGGAGAAGGAGAAGCUGAAGGCGGCGCAUGGCGAGUCGUUGACGAACACGAGCAGAAAGUUGACGGAUUUGAGAAGUGAAGUGGAUUUGCCGAAUUUGCAAUUGGUCAACUCGGAAACCGAUGUUGAAAAAAUGGAAACCGAGGUGACUGUGGAUUGGAUGAAGAAGUCGUCGACGAUGCGAUUCAUCAACGCGAUGGUCAACUGCAUCGUAGCGCACACCGACAUUCUCUGCUAUUUCUUCGCCAUCAUGACGCAAGUGAUGACGGGCGGUCUCAUCACGAUGCCGCUUCCGUUGAUGUCGCUCUUCUGGGGCAAUCUGUCGAAUCCGCGACCGAGCAAAUUCUUCUGGGUGACGAUGAUCACCUACACCGAGUUUGUGAUUGUUCUCAAAUUUGUGUGCCAAUUCUCGUUUUUCCCGUUCAAUUCGACCGAAUACCAAACGUCGGAGGGUCUCAAUCCGAUGUCGCUCGACAAAUUGUUUGGCAUCGGCAAACGGGAAUACUUUGCGAUUUGGGACAUCAUCUUGCUGUUCUCGUUGUUCUUCCAUCGCUAUAUGCUGCGAAAAUUGGGAUUGUGGAAAGACGCGAACAUGACCGAGACGUUCAUCAAAUCCGAAUCGGAGACGGCGUCGCCGGCUCGUCGCGGUGCCGGCGGCGAGAAGGCGGCCGCCGCCACCAAUGAGCCCGAGGUUGAGGCGACGCAAAACGAUGAGGGACCGAGCUCGCCGGUCGAGGUGACCGCUGUGCCGCCGGAGCCCGAGAAGGGACCGAUCGGCAAAUUCAUCUCGCAGCUAUUCAAUCCGAAAUUCCGCUAUAUCAGGGACCUCUAUCCGAUCAUGUUCGGCAUCGACGUGAUAUGCUUCUUGAUCAUGACGUUCGGCUAUUCGGCGUUCGGCGAAGGUGGCUCGGGAAAUGUUUUGGACGAUGUGAAGGCUAGCCGAAUUCCUGUCACGCUGGUCGUCAUGCUUGUCGGAAUGACGUUCGCAAUCAUUGUCGACCGCGCGUUGUACUUGAGGAAGUCGGUGGUUGGCAAACUGAUCUAUCAGAUCAUCCUCAUCAGCUUCCUUCACGUCUGGAUCUUUUUGCUUCUGCCGGACAUGACGCGACGCGCGGCGAUCACGAACAAAGUCGCCCAGGCGUUCUAUGUCAUCAAAUCGUGCUAUCUUUUGGUGUCGGCCUGGCAGAUUCGCAAUGGCUAUCCGGAAUUGUGUAUUGGCAAUCUGCUGACGCACUCGUACGGAAUGAUCAAUAUGAUUGCGUUCAAAAUAUUCAUGAACAUUCCGUUCCUUUUCGAGCUUCGGACGACUAUCGACUGGACGUGGACCGACACAUCGAUGCCGUUGUUCGACUUCUUCAACAUGGAGAACUUCUACGCGCACAUUUUCAAUAUCAAAUGCGCGCGACAAUUCGAGGCGGCCUAUCCGGCGCCACGUGGCAUCGCCAAAGGCAAAUUGGUGAAAUACAUGAUGGGCUUUCCGAUCAUCAUUGGCGUCGUCGUGUUCAUUUGGUCGCCGCUUCUUCUAUGGUCGCUUCUCAAUCAGAUUGGAACGAUUAGUAUGCCGGAGAAAGUCACGCUUAGUAUUUCGAUUGAAGGAUAUCCGUCACUCUAUCAAAUGGAAGCCCAAGGACGAAAUCAUGAUAAUAAGGAGCUGAAAUUGAUCACGCAAGAGCAAUUGAAGGAUUUCAAUCGAGCGAUUACGGAUCGAUACAUCGGAAAAGAUUCGGAUUCGAUUUUGCGUUCGAGAACUGCCAUUUCUUAUAUGAAAGGAUAUACUUAUGAGGAUAUUUUGAUGGUCCGCUUCCGUCCGGAAUCUGAAGUCUACUGGCCGAUUUCGCAGGAUUCGAUCAAUGCGAUGAUCGAGAAAUUGAGCGACGACGCGACACAUGUCAAUUUCGAAGUGCUUCUCGAAUUCACGCGGCCGUAUGAUCCGAAUGAGAACACGGCGUUGAAGCACUCGAAGAGUUGGCUCAUUCCGAUUGCUCAGAAUCAGUCAGUUCGGAAUGAUAUCAUAUCGGCGUUGAAGGGUGCCAGCACCAAACCGAUUGUCAUCAAAAAUGCGAUACCCGCCUAUAUUCAAGUGCCGAAUCAAGGCGAAUUGUCGAUUCCGACGCCGAUCGGAAACUCGAUUGUCGAGAAUUCGCAGACGGAUGAGUUCAACAAGACAUCGUUGUCGUACUCGCAACGGCAGACGGCGUGGUUCGACACGAUUCAACUCGGUUUGGAGAAUGGCACCGCGCCGAAUUCGCGAAUCUGGGUGGCGAAACUUCAACAUCCGAGCAACGCGUCGGAUCCGAUUUGGAUUCCCACCGAAGACACGUCGUACUCGAAUCGCCCAUACGUGCAGGUCAUCGGCUUCGUCGACCGCGCGUUCCCGUCGCUUCUCGCCAAAGUGUUCAAAGGCGGCGUGAUUGCGAUGUACGCGUCGGUCAUCUUCCUCGUCGGUCGUGGUCUCGUUCGCGGUAUAUUCACGACGUCGCCGAGCACGGUGAUGUUCACGGAGUUCCCGAACGCCGAUCAUCUACUCAAAAUCUGCCUCGACAUUUAUCUUGUGCGCGAGGCCAAAGAUUUCAUGCUGGAACAGGACCUGUUCGCCAAAUUGAUAUUCUUGUUCCGCUCGCCAGCGACACUCAUCGAAUGGACGCGAAUGAGCAAAAAGAAGACAGAAUAG